CAAUAACACGUAUUGUCGUCAACUUAUGUGUAGUCAACUUCUUUACUAUCUGCAUGCGUCUUGUUAGUUUUUCUUACUCGAUUUUGUGGACUUUUCAAACUAUGGGUUUUGGUUUCGGUUUAUCCAUACAAAACCAAAACUUUUAAGGGCCUUAUUUGUUUUUGAUUAACCAAUAACAGAUAAAUCAACGUUUUGGUUUUGGUAUUUAGAAACUUGUCUAACUUGGUCUUUAUUUUCCAUGCUUAAUGAUUUUGUUAACCAACUAAACCAAUUCGACAAACCUAAUUAUAACCUAAAUUGCACAAUCCACCCAUAUUAAUCACUCACCCAUUGCAAUUCAGAUUAUUUGCAUGUGAACCGAUAUUAAACAAGGGAGUAACCACCCACUCGACCACCUUAGUUGUUGAUAUUAUAAUUUGUGGUAUCUUUCAAUCCAUUCAAGUUAAAUUCCUACAAGUUCCCGUACAAUGUUUUUGAUGGGAUAAGUUUCCAUGCAUUUAGGGUGAAAGGAAACAAAAGAGUGAAACGGUUCCCUCAUCUGGAAAUAAUUAUGGAGAUAAGAUUGAUGAUUAGGAUAAACUUAUCUGAAUAUGAUCAUAUGUGCACACUGUACAGUACAGAUAAUGUACAUAUUUCCUUUCCUUUUGGGCGUAAUUCGAUUUAGAUUAGGUUAAACUCGGCGUUUAGCUAAGGACUACUAUAUUAAGUGUGAUUAGAAAUUGAUAAUGAUAAUUCAUAUUCAUGAGCUGUAAUCUCGAUAUCUAUAUAAUUUUUAUGUUUAAAAUUGGUGCCAAAAUGAGUAUCCAAUAUAAAUAUUUUUUAGAUGAUUGUUUGAGUUUGGUGUUUGAAUUUAGGGUUUGAUAGAAAAUAGUCAUCCUCCAAUUACAACUUACUAGACCAAUCUCUAGUCCAUUACAUCGCUAAUAUCGUAUGCACACUUCGUCAUAUUUUAUUUGUUGAUUUCAAAACAAGCCCACCGAUACACCAUGAUCCACCUAAUCAUCAUUAUCAUCGUCAUCAUCAUCUAUUUUCAAUACGGUACCAAAAAAAACUACGUUUUUACUAUCUCACACAUUCAACUUCAAAAUAAUAAUUACAAUUUAACUGACGAGCACAAUUCAAACUCUUGCUCAUCCAAGUUCAUAUUAAGUUCAAUGUUGACAUAACAAACAAACUCGGAAGUUGAUUUACAAUUUUGUAUCUCAUUAGCCAUUACCAACCCCCAUUUUGUAAACUAAACCUGUUAUUUGUAAAUAAUUAAGGGAUAUAAAGGGUGUUUUUUUUUUUUUUUUUGUGGAGAGGGAGGGUGGGGAUUUUUGUAGUGUUAUGUUCUGUCAAGUGACUGAAGCCAGGCUAGCAUCUUUGCCAUGAUUGAAGAGUGGGUCCCACUUCUCUCUCUCUCUCUCACUUCCCUGUCACUCCACAUGCUGUCUCUCAAAUGCUCUUCCAUCCAACCUCCCUCUCUCUCAAUUUUAUUUUCCUUCGAUUAUAUAUAAGGUUUUCACUGUAUACUCACAAAAAUAAGUAUAUUAUGUAUCAAACUUAAAAGUUACUAUUAAACAUAAAAUAUUGAAUUCUAAUAGGAAGUAUUAGUUUGAUAUUAUGAUAAGAUAUACGAUUACAAUUAAUCAAUGGGUUAUCCUCGAUUUUCAAUUUUAACCCUUAUAAUAAAACCCAAAUUGUAAGCUCUAAGGCCAAGUCUAAUGCAAAACCCCAAAUUUGGGGCCUUGAACCCCAAAUUUGGGGAUUGAACCACAUUUUCCCUUCUUUUGCUCCAAUGCAACAAACUCCAUAUUUGAAGUUCUUAAUAUUUCCAGUUUUUCCAUUUACUUAAAAAUGUACUUAUUGUAGCCUUAAUAUAAUUUAUUCAUGUUAAUUUUUGUAUAGUUCGUCAUUAUUUUUUAAUACAAAAUUUUCGACAGAAUUUUGUUAAAUUUCGAGUCCGAAAUUUUUUGACAAAAAAUUAUGUACCUAAUUUGGGUUUACACACAGCACUUGAAAAUGAUUGAUAUAAUUAAAUCCCUAACUAAUCCCCUAAUUAAACUCUCAAUUAACCCCUAAAAUCUUAAAAAGAAAAAGAAAAGCCACGUGGCGGGCUUUGGUGAGCCUCUAUAUUUGGGGGAUCCCCCAUUUCCACCUCCAAAUUUGGGGUUCCAUAUGCAGAAUCCUCUAUUUUUGGAGGCCCAAACCUCCCCAUUGGACCAUCUCCUCCUUCAUUUUUGAAGAUCCCCCCAUAAAUGGGGUACCCAUUGGACUCAGCCUAAUCCUAAAUUCUUCAAGUCAAAGUAAAUCUCGAAUGUUUUUGCACUAAUUCAUGUAGUUUCUUGUCCAUCUUGACAUCGUUCUGACAUGAACCGCCAGACAGGUGCAUAACAUGCGCUCAAAAAAGUGUGUGCAUCGAAGAUUAUAUAUAUGUAUGUAUAUGAUAAACACUAGCAUACAUAUAACGUAUAAUAUACAUAUGUGCUUGUACCUAUUAGGUGUACUUUGAUAUACAUUCACGAAUUAAAAUUGCUAAUUAUUGUGUUUUGGUUGAAUUUAUCUUUACCGAUUAAGGUUAAGGUACAAUAUAAUGUCUCAAACUCCGAUGAAUUCAUUGUCUAAAUAAGAGAACUCAAUACGGACACACUAGCCAAUACUUGUAUAUGUGUUGUAAUGAGUGACAUACUGCUAUAUAAAUUAUACAAUAUUCUAAGUGAUCAGACCUAUAGAUGAAAUCGAUUCCUUAUACUACCAUUCCUCGACAUUCAACGACGACCAUUUCUCCUACAAUAUGAGCCAUGUUGUCCAUUGAUAUGCCAAUGUAAACAAUUUCGGUCACGAGUACGAGUAGUCGUGAUGGUGGAAUGUAUUUGGUUGAAUUUAUCUUUACCGAUUAAGGUUAAGAUACAAUAUAAUGUCUCAAACUCCGAUGAAUUCAUUGUCUAAAUAAGAGAACUCAAUACGGACACACUAGCCAAUACUUGUAUAUGUGUUGUAAUGAGUGACAUACUGCUAUAUAAAUUAUACAAUAUUCUAAGUGAUCAGACCUAUAGAUGUAAUCGAUUCCUUAUACUACCAUUCCUCGACAUUCAACGACGACCAUUUCUCCUACAAUAUGAGCCAUGUUGUCCAUUGAUAUGCCAAUGUAAACAAUUUCGGUCACGAGUACGAGUAGUCGUGAUGGUGGAAUGUAUUUCUUAAAAUAGUGUGUAGCUCUUCAUUGAAUACUAACUCAGUAACUUCAAGCUCGAGAAUAAUAAACCAUAUCUUUUUCGUAAAUAUAUGCAUAAUCGUCAAUCGAUAUUCAGACUCGAUGAUGCCUUCUUAUUAUUAUUUGUAUAAGUAUUUCGGUUGAAUGGAUCUCUGCAAACAACCUCUAAGAUCAGAAGUUAACAUAAACCCAAUAAUAUAAAAUUGUAAUAUAUUUUUUAUUUUUUGGUCAUAGAUAGGGUAUAAGUGUAUAUGUUGUUUUUGAGAAUGUCUAGAUUGGUUCUCGUUUUGCAAAUCAGAAGUUAACAGGUGUAAACAAGCUUGCGGCGAAGAAAACAUAGGAAAGAGCAAAAGCGCCAAAAGUGAAAACCAAAAUUUUGACAUUUUGUGGUCGAAUCUGAGAAUUAUAAUGUAAUACAGUACAGGCCUGGAAUUUCCCCUUAUUUUUAUAGUUUUUAUUUUUGCCUCUUUUUGUCGUCUUUUAUUUAAUUUUAAGCAUAAUAAUGAAGGAGAAUUAGAAGGGAGGCGUUUCGAACAAAAUUGUCGGCAAAACAGACGUUAGCGUUAAUCAUUAAUCAUAUAAGGAGAGAGGGCAAUUAAUUUACUAAUUACCCAUUAUUAGUGGGUGAGAGGGGAAUAUUAUUUAUUAUUACAGUCCCAUGUUCCUCCUCUCCUCAAUUUGUCAUACUCAACAACACGAUUGUCAUCUCUCUUAAUUACUUACCCUACAUGUAUUAUUAAUUUUCUGGUGGCAUUAUUAUUAUGAUUGACAUUGCCAUUAGUAGAAAAAAAUGGGAAUGCCAACCAUACCCGCCCAUUUUUGCCUAGAAAUCACGAUUUAACUAAUCGUGUUUCGUGUGAUGUAAAUGGUUCGAUAAAAUACGUAGUAUACUGUAUAUUCAUGAAGUGACUAUUGUGUCUGAGACUAUGACAUGGUAUAGUGCGAUAACAAAUAUCUAUGAGGCAAACAUUGAUUCAAGUAGGUAAUGUUAAGCGUUCAAAUAUAAUUAUAAUUAUUAAAAAAUGUCCAUGUAUCAAAUGCAAAGAAACUACGUAAGAAAGAGUGAAAACGGUAAUUAUCAGUCACAUUAGUAUUACUCUAAUUACAAAUCUCUAACUCCCAACUAACUAGUAGUGCAUUUUCACUUGCAAUCUCAAGUUAGCUCUCGUUCGGUUUCGUACUGUAUCUUACGUGUAACUUAGUUUCGGUAAUGAGGUGUUUAUUCUUCAAAUUAAAAUCUUUGUCUUGUCUAACAAUGUGUAAUUGAAGGAAGACGAUAUAAAAAGUGAAAACACUAAUCGAUAUGUUUUCAGAAGACUUACGAUUUGUAAUUGGCUACAACAUGCAAACUAAUCAAUCUGUUUGUACAAAAUGCUCUUUCAUCGGUUAAGAUAGUGGAUAACUACGAUAAAAAAAUACCAGUAGAGCAACCGUACUGCUUACGAUCUGUAAUUGGUUACAACCUGCAAAUUAAUCGAUAUGUUUAUACAAAAUGAAACGAUCGAUUCAUAUAGCGGAUAACUACGAUAAAAAAUACAAAAAAAAUUGAACAUGGUAAUUAACAUGCAUAGUAAUUUAAUAAUAGCAAAAAGUUGGGAAAUGGAAAUACUAUUAAUAUUACUUUUCUCUCUUCCACCUUUCCUUCUUCUUCUUCUUCUUCUUCCUCCUCUGUCAUUUAUAUAUAUAAUUAAUGCUUUUUAAUCAGUAGACCAUGCUUACAGAAGAAAGCUGCUGUCCCCUCCUUCCCCUGUUUUUUGCCCUCUCUCUCUCUCUCUCCUUUCGUUUUCUUCUUCCUUCCCUUCUCUCUCUUCGUUUCUGGUGUUUUCUCUUUCAGCUGUCCUCGACGAACUCUGCCACCGCCACCGCCACCUCCACGUUCUCCUCUGUUCUUCUACUCCUUCCCCCCCUCCAUCUCGCUCUUGAGUUUUCCCGUUUACCAGUCCACUGUUCUCACCAGGAGAUUUGACUCCAUGAAGAUGCCAGUAGCAUUGCUCCUGCUGCUGGCACUGAGCUGUGGAAUCCAAACGACGGCGGCCGGAGAACCAGGAAGGAGCAGCAGCGAUGGGCAGUGCGAUCACAAGCCGAGCCUCGAGCCCAGGCCGCACAGCGUCUCGAUCUUGGAGUUCGGCGCCGUCGCCGACGGGAAAACGUUGAACACAAUCGCUUUCCAGAACGCCAUUUUCUACCUCAAGUCGUUCACCGAUAAGGGCGGCGCCCAGCUUUAUGUGCCCAAGGGGAAAUGGCUCACCGGCAGCUUCAAUCUCACUAGCCACCUCACUCUGUUCCUCGCCAAGGGCGCAACCAUCCUCGGAUCGCAGGAUCCAUCGCAUUGGGAUGUUGUUGAGCCAUUGCCAUCCUACGGCCGAGGGAUUGAGCUUCCUGGAGCAAGAUACAGGAGCUUGAUCAAUGGGUACAAGUUGCAGGACGUGGUGAUAACUGGGGACGAAGGAUCGAUCGACGGCCAGGGCAAGGUGUGGUGGGAUUGGUACAACGCGCAUUCGUUGAACUACAGCCGGCCUCAUCUCGUUGAGUUGGUUCAGUGCGAGGACAUCGUCGUCUCAAAUCUCACUUUCCUCAAUGCCCCUGCUUACAGCAUUCACCCCGUCUAUUGCAGCAACGUUCUUGUUCAGAACAUCUCAAUCUCAACUCCACCCGAAUCUCCUGGCACAGUCGGCAUAGUUCCAGAUUCAUCCAACAACAUAUGCAUAGAGGACAGCAGCAUCGAGACAGGGCACGACGCCAUAGCUCUGAAGAGCGGGUGGGACGAGUACGGCAUCAACUACGGCCGGCCGACGAUGCACGUCCACGUCCGUGACGUGACCCUCAAGUCGUCCGCCGGCGCCUGCAUCGCCCUGGGGAGCGAGAUGUCCGGCGGGAUCUCCGACGUGCAGGGGGACGACAUCCGAUUGCACGAUUCUCGGGGCGGGAUCGAGCUGAGGACGACGCGUGGCAGGGGCGGAUACAUCGAGCGGGUGUUCUUCUCGGGCGUCGAGAUGACAGGUGUCGAGGUCGGGUUGGUCGCCAGGGGCGACAUGGGCGAACAUCCGGACCAGGGGUUCGACCGUGGAGCGGUUCCCCUCGUCCGAGAGAUCACGUUCAGGGAUGUGGUCGGGUCGAAGGUCGGUCUGGCCGGGAAUUUCACCGGAGCGGAAGGGGUUGAGCUCGGUUCGAUCUGUCUAUUGAAUGUGACUUUGGCUUCAGGGGAUUCGUGGGUUUGCUCGGGUGUUGAUGGGUUUUCGGAGAUUGUAUCUCCUGAACCGUGUCAGGAACUGGCGGAUUCAGAGAAGAGUUCUUCGUCGUGUUAUGACGUGAUGAAACAGUCUUAUGGGAGAUCAUUCAGUUUAUGAUGAUGUGAUAUGAUAUAUAUAUACCAUUUUGUUUGUGGGUAAAUGAUGAUGGGAAAAGAACAGAAAACAAAAACAAGAAGGGGAAAAAAGAAAUUUGGGAGUGUUGAAUUAUAAAGUCUAGGGCAGAUUCUUUUUCAAUAAGACCAUAGAGGAGAGCAAUUUGAUUUGUUUCUUUGGAGGGAUUUUCCUCUCCAAUGGUGUCUUUUUCUCUUUUCUUUUCUUUUUUUGUUCAUGUUUGGAGUCUCUGCAGAUGAUGAUUUGAUUUGUGUACAGCUUCCCCAAUUCUUCAUUCAUGGUGUAAGAAGGAAAUUUUUGGCAGUGAUUUCAUUCCACAGACUUUGGAAGAGACCAAAGAGAAGGGGAAAAAAGAGCCAUUUGGGUUUUUGUGCUAUAAGUUCAUUGCUUGAUUGUGGCAAUGGUUCCACUCUCAACUACUGGAUUGGAUGAAAACCACAUUCAUGAAUAGCAUCUUUCUCCAUUUUAGAUAAUAUCUUAUACAAUUAUAUCAUUUAUGCUAAUUGUCAAUUCCAGAUGUCUUUGUUGCUAUGGUCGUACAGAAUAAUGCGUAAAUUGAAGCACCGUUACGAUCCCAUUUAAUUUUAUUGUCCGAUUCCUAAUCAGAUAGUGCAUAACCAUCAAUAAUAAUGACCAAUACGCCGCCGUCGUAGAUGAUCAAAACAAACCAAAUGGCAACAACCUCUUCUCUUCAAUUAUGCUAUCACUGCUCAGAGGGCGGACGAUCCCCCGACCACGAAACAGUAUGAGCACGUUUCCUCGAACGUCUCGUAAACAUCCUAGCCCGAGUUAAGCUUCUCUAGUUUGUGUGUCAUGACUCAUGACUCUAGAAGUGAGUGAGGGUUGGUUUGAGCGGCUGCAGGCAGUAGUGGAAUGUGUCUUUGUGUUGCCAGCUUGAGGGAUCCAAUGCCCUUACAGCGUUGCUCCCUGCCUCAUAAAACGGUAUUCUUUCUCUCUUUGACUGCCUUGUUGUUUGUGUGUUGUUGCAGUUGAAGUUGUGGUGAAGUGAUGGGAUGGGAGAGGAAGAUAAGCCCAAAUAUUAAUAUAAGAUUGUGGCUGUGGGGAUUUUUUUGCUGCUCUGUCUUCCCCCCAUGUGACUGAGCUUUCAAUGAAAAGAAGAAAAGGGUUGGCCGAUUGGAAUGGAAGAAGAAAAAAAAGACUUCACUGUAAAGCAAAAAUGAAAGGAAAAAAAAAAAAAAAAAAAGAAGUCUUGCAGAAAUUUUGUGUUGCAUAUGUCAACAAACAAAGGGUUUAGGAAGGUCAUGGUUUAACAUGCAAAUGCAACAAAAAAAGGAUUGGAGAGAGGAGUUUUUUUUUUUUGACAAAAUUGGAGACUGGAGAGAGGAGUUGAUGAAUACAAUGGGCGGAUUUUGUUGUCAUGAUUAUUGGGAGUAUCAAAUAUGUGGAGAAUAAGUCAUCUUUUGAUCCCCAUUUGUUUGAUGUCUUCCUACUUCAUUUGAUUCUUUCCCCCUCUCUACACAUCAUAGUGGCGGCAAUAUUAAACCCGCACUUUGUGUAAGGCGAGUAUUGAAAUACUGAUCGAGUUUUAACUUUCAAUGUCAUAUACUAUUUGUAAAUCGUUUAAUUAAAACGAAAACUUUAA
This is a messenger RNA of Linum trigynum, 8158 nucleotides long. The record is from the annotation of a GenBank genome assembly. Lineage: Eukaryota; Viridiplantae; Streptophyta; Magnoliopsida; Malpighiales; Linaceae.